UGCUAGGCGCCGGCCCGGCUGGGUCUGCAGCCCUCCCCCCCAUCCCCCUUCCCUUUCGGCGAUGUUCUGCUUCUCCCGGCGCCCCUCUCCCAAGUCUUCUUGAGGCUGGUUCCCGGCUGUACCGAGCCUUGCUUUUGGGGCGCUGGCGCUUUCGCGUCUGGCUUUGGAGCUCUUUGUGGGAAGAGCCUGGGGGGCGCGCCCCUCCGAUCGGCCGGAGGCUUUUUCAGAAGCCCACCUGGUUCUGCCGAGUGCAGCCCGCUCCAUCUACCCGGAGCCCCUCUGCACAUCCCCUGGGAAGGGAGAGCAUCAGUGCAUGCCCCGGACUCAGCCGAGGAGGGCCGCGCCCCCUGAGGCCGGCUCAGGAAUGGGGGUGUGGGGCACAGCGGCUGCGACCCCAGCUGGAAUCCGUGAGGACCAGCCGUCCAGCAUGCUCUGCUCACCGCAUCCCGGGGUGCACUGACCAUGAGCCUCAACUCCUCGCUCGACUACAGGAAGGAGCUGAGCAACCUCACUGCCGCCGCCGAGGGUGGUGAAGGGGGUGUUGUGACGGAGUUCAUCGCCAUCAUCAUCAUCACCGUCUUCGUCUGCCUGGGCAACUUGGUCAUUGUCGUCACCUUGUACAAGAAGUCCUACCUCCUUACCCUCAGCAACAAGUUCGUUUUCAGCCUGACCCUGUCCAACUUCCUGCUCUCCGUGCUGGUGCUGCCCUUCGUGGUGACCAGCUCCAUCCGGAGGGAAUGGAUCUUUGGCGUGGUCUGGUGCAACUUCUCGGCUCUCCUCUACCUGCUGAUCAGCGCAGCCAGCAUGCUCACCCUCGGGGUCAUUGCCAUCGACCGCUAUUACGCUGUCCUGUAUCCAAUGGUGUACCCCAUGAAGAUCACAGGGAACCGGGCCGUGAUGGCUCUCGUCUACAUCUGGCUCCACUCCCUCAUUGGCUGCCUGCCGCCCCUGUUUGGUUGGUCGUCGGUGGAGUUUGACGAGUUCAAGUGGAUGUGUGUGGCUGCGUGGCACCGGGAGCCCGGCUACACCGUCUUCUGGCAGAUCUGGUGUGCCCUGUUCCCCUUUCUCAUCAUGCUAGUCUGCUAUGGUUUCAUCUUCCGUGUGGCCAGGGUCAAGGCCCGGAAAGUGCACUGUGGCUCGGUGGUCAUUGUGGAGGAGGAUGCCCAGAGGAGUGGGAGGAAGAAUUCUAGUACCUCCACUUCCUCCUCAGGCAGCAGGAGAAAUGCCUUCCAAGGUGUGGUCUAUUCAGCUAACCAGUGCAAGGCCCUCACCACCAUUCUGGUGGUCAUUGGCGCCUUCAUGGUCACCUGGGGCCCCUACAUGGUUGUCAUUACCUCAGAGGCACUCUGGGGGAAGAACUAUGUCUCCCCAGCCCUGGAGACUUGGGCCACAUGGCUGUCCUUUACCAGUGCCAUCUGCCACCCUCUGAUCUAUGGGCUCUGGAACAAGACUGUCCGCAAGGAGCUCCUGGGCAUGUGCUUUGGGGACCGUUAUUACCGGGAACCGUUUGUGCAGCGACAGAGGACCUCCAGACUCUUCAGCAUUUCCAACAGGAUCACAGACUUGGGCCUGUCCCCACACCUCACGGCUCUCAUGGCCGGCGGACAGUCCCUGGGACACAGCAGCAGCACGGGAGACACGGGCUUCAGCUACUCGCAGGAUUCAGGGACAGACGUGAUGCUGCUGGAAGACUGCGCUUCUGACGACACCCCUGCCCCCCACUGCACGUGCCCACCCAAGAGAAGGAGCUCCGUGACGUUUGAGGACGAAGUAGAACAGAUCAAAGAGGCUGCCAAGAACUCCAUUCUUCAUGUGAAAGCUGAAGUACACAAAUCCUUGGACAGUUACGCAGCCAGCUUGGCUAAAGCCAUCGAGGCUGAAGCCAAAAUCAACUUAUUUGGGGAGGAGGCUUUGCCAGGGGUCUUGUUCACAGCUCGGACCGUCCCAGGGGCUAGCUUCGGGGGGCGCCGAGGCAGCAGGACUCUUUUGAAUCAGAGGCUGCCCCUGCAGAGCAUUGAAGAAGGGGACAUCUUAGCUGCAGAACAGAGAUGAAGGCCUCCGAGGGAACUGGGGCCGCCGUGGGGCUACCGGUACCGGCGUCUGUGCCGAGGCCCUGGAAGACGUCACCCCUCACAGAGGGCCGGACGCUGGGAAGGAAACAUGGGGUUGUGCAGCCAGGAGAACCGAAAGUUCUGACUUCAGUGUCUGCUGUGAAGGCACAAGUGGGCGGCUUCGGGGUCCCUGGGAUGGAACGGGGCUUCCAAAGCACACUGAAAAAGCAGAUGGAAAGGUGGCUGCUGUUUCUGGGGGCACUAGAGACCAUGGGUGGAAAGGGAAGCCACCAUGUGGAUCAUGUGUUCACCAGCACCCUGCUGGUCUAAGAAGUGCCCAUGGUCUCAGAAGCAGUCCCUACUCUGUGCACUUCAUGCGAUGCAAGGCCAUCUGGGGUUCUGUGUGGUUGGUCCAGGCAGCAUGGGCCCACAUGUCCUAGACUAAACCCAAGACAGUCCAGGGAGCACUCAGGAGUAGGAGCACCAUAUACAGACACCCCAUGUCUACUGUCCUAAUUAGGAUUUGGCCUUUGGUGGCACCUGCUGCUGGCUUGUAAGAGCAGGCCACAGGCCAUCCGAGAUGGGGCCGGCCCUACCCGCCUCUUUGUUGACAGAUGUUUUAGUGUUUGCAAAGGAGGAAGAAACCACUAUAAAAGACAAGGCUGAGUACCAGGCGUUUCGUUUCCCAAAUUAAAAAACCCGGGAGAUGAGGGCGCAU
Molecule: messenger RNA, 2769 nt
Organism: Peromyscus leucopus (white-footed mouse)
Lineage: Eukaryota; Metazoa; Chordata; Mammalia; Rodentia; Cricetidae
Gene: Gpr161
Product: G protein-coupled receptor 161
Exons: 6
Coding region: 463-2052 (529 amino acids)
Biological process (GO): G protein-coupled receptor signaling pathway
Cellular component (GO): recycling endosome; membrane
Molecular function (GO): G protein-coupled receptor activity
Source: RefSeq, a predicted model, not a curated record